AUGCAUAGACAUCACAGAUCAUCUUCUAGUGAUUCUAUAUCCUCAAAUGAUAAGAAACAAAAACUAAAGAAGUCUAUCUAAAAAGAAAAUAAUGAAAGUGUUGAUCAUUAAGAGAUCAAUGAAGAUUAAAAGAUUGAUAUCAUAUUAGUAUAAGACACAAUUAAAGCAGAGGAUUUUAUGACUGAAUCAGAGAGAAGAUAUCUUGAAGUCUAGAGAUAGAGAUAAUAAUAGAGAAUUUAGGAUAAGUUAAAUAAAAAUCAUAGAGAAAAGAUAGAAGAGUUUAAUAAAAAGCUAUCUAAGCUUCCUGAGCAUUUCGAUAUACCUAAGGUAGGACCUGGUUGA
This is a messenger RNA of Stylonychia lemnae, 342 nucleotides long. The record is from the annotation of a GenBank genome assembly. Lineage: Eukaryota; Ciliophora; Spirotrichea; Sporadotrichida; Oxytrichidae.